Messenger RNA from Colletotrichum godetiae, 477 nucleotides. RefSeq lists its product as uncharacterized. NCBI's taxonomy places the organism in Eukaryota, Fungi, Ascomycota, Sordariomycetes, Glomerellales, Glomerellaceae. The transcript has a single exon. The record is from RefSeq and is a predicted model, not a curated record. The coding region runs from base 1 to 477 and encodes 158 amino acids.
AUGUCAAGAGAAAAGCCGCUGCCUGAAUUACCUUCCUUGCCCAUGAGGCCUAGGCCACUUAUGCCGUCUAAGCCGGCCAGGCCGAUCAGACCAUCGAAAGGCUUGUUCGAUGACACAGCUUCAGACCAGGAACCCUCACAUGUACCCUCUCCGCAUGAGAGGCACUCGCAGUCAAGUCGAUGCAGCCGUUGCAGCGGAGAGAGCGCUCAGCGACAGUCUUUGCUCAUCUCGCAACUGCAAGCUCAGGUGCUAUCUUUGCAGUCUCAGCUGGAGGAGACGCAAACGGAAAACAUCAAACAGAAAAAGCUUCUUUCCUUACAUGAUCGCACAUUAGCUGAUCUCUGUGGCUAUAUCACAAUAACAGUUUCAGACUUUCAAGAACAGCAGAGAAGGUUAACCGAAAUCGAAGGAGAAAUCCCAAUAACAUACGCAGAAUACAAUACGGGCGUUGCCGGAAGUGCAUGCAAUCUAUUUUAA